AAGUCACCAGGUCACGUCGUGUGGGAGCAAAACCAAUCACGCUCGAGACGACACUCGAUAGUCGAUAGUCGUAGUAGUAAAUGUUCGAUUGUGUUAUGCUAGACUAGAGCCAGUAGAGGUGUUUGAAUCGUACAUGACUUCUAUGUGGGCGACAGUCCAAAACGUUAGCAGCGAUCCUGCAGGCAAGCUCCUGUUUUGUGAAACGUUUAGUCUGAAGCUGAGAGCGGUUCUCAAAAGUCGGCCAGGAAACGCUCAGAAACGCUGGUAGCAACUGUUCACGAAUGAGGGUGGAUGUGGAGGUGGGGUUCAAAUCUAAUUUUCACUUGUAACUUUCCAGUAAUUUUACAAAUCUCGACACUACCUUACUCGCUGCCAUUGCUCGCUAGUUAGAGUACUAGUAUCAGCUUUCCAGCGCUACAUUAUAGUCUUGGCGCUGCUGCUUGCAUCGCUGUGUUAGCCAGCGAGAGGCCUGUCUCGACUGCUGCACUUGAAGAUGUGCAGACGACCCGGUGGUUAGCAGAAGAGAAGAUUUGAUUGUCUGCCGGCCGCAAUCCUACCGUUCGUGGAGACUGGAGAGGAGACCUCGCACUGCGGUCGGCCAGGAUGCAGAACCGAAAAUCUAGUGACGACAGCACUGAAAGCGGCUUGAUCGAAGGUGACCCUACAAGUCAGGACCUGAGCCAAUGGGGACAGGUUUGUCGGCCGUCUCUCGCACUGAAAAGGGGUGGCUUGUUUCGCAGGGCACGUGGUGCAGCGACAAAAGGUGGAGGUGAUGUCGGUGGUGGGAGAGUAGUGCAGCCAGACUCGGUCCUCAUCAAGCUAAGAGAGGAGCAGAAACAGAAAGACAGUAUGGUCACCCCCGCCGCCGCGGUCGUCGCUAGCAACCACUACCAUGAUGAUGACGAAGAUGACAACGACGAUAAUGAUGGGAGAAACGAUGGCCACAACGCAGGUGACGACAACAAUACGGAGGAACCAGAAUCACCGAAUUACACCAUCUUGCCACCACUAGCCUCGGGCAAGGCUUCGAAGGAGGAGGAGAGGCAGAAGCUGUUUGAUGGUCUGAAAGAUGAGAUUGCUCGACUCAAAGCUGAAAAUAAAAAUCUGCAGUUCAAGUUGAUCUUCUCACCGCCGUCCCAAUCAGCGCAUGGCACAGGCUCCAGUCGACCAGCAGUAGCAGGCCAGGAACAGGGUGCCAGCGCCAGCAAUCCUGAGCUGCUCGAUGCCAAUCAGGAGCGGCUUCUCCAGGAAGAGAUCGAGGACUUGCGCACGGCCCUGGUGGAGCAACGCGACGUCAGUGCACAGCUGAGGGCGCACAUCGAUCAGAUGAAUCACAUCUAUCAGCAAAAGCCAUUCAGCCAGGCCAACGCAGCGGUGGCCCGUCAGGCGCUAGCCAUGGCCGCGGAGCACGCCAGGAACACGUCCGUUUCAGCAGUACCACCACAGCAGCAACAGCACCAGCAUCACACGUCACCUCCCAUGGCAACCGCAGCUCCAGGAGCUGCGAACACGCGCCCGCUGGUGGCAAGAGCGAUCGGGCCAGAUGCGCCAACUCACCGCCACCUGCCAAAGGUUGCGGCAGCGGCGGUGGAAACCGCACAGACGCGUGGCAGUGCUGAGGUUGCGGUGCCCGCCGACUUGGCCAGUUGUCAUGUCAUGAUUCACGCGUUGCGAAAGGAUAACGUACGGAAAGCUCAUGAGCUUGGACAGCUGAAAGCCGACCUGAACGACUUGCUCUACUCGAACAAGUGGACGCCGGACGCCUUCCUGCUCGCCAAGGCCUACACCAAACAGCCGAACACCAGCAGUGCUGCAGCUGCGGCCGCUGCUACUGGCCAACACACGACCACCGGCACAAGCAAACACUUUGCACACAAGACCGGCAUGGGACGUGGUGGCGGUGGUGGCGGUGCUGGUGUCUCACUGCCCGCAAUCAACCAGAGCACUCGCACUCGCGACGGCAAGCCCCUCGUGCCGUACUCGUUUCCACGCACGCUGGACACGUCCGAAGACUUCCGGCUGCCGGCUCUGAAGCCUAAGGCGCCCAGCCACGCGGGGCGACAGCGCAACGUGCAGGCAGUCCAGAAAGCCAGACAGGAGCGGCAGUAGCUAUGCGAAGGGGUGACGGCGUGCUACAUCAUCCCCAGCCCGUACGCACCGGGGGCCCAGUCUCGAAUGGUGCAGAGCUGCAGCAUCUGACAGCUGGCUCGUGCCUAAGACAUCGGCAUGGUGCUUCUGAUGCAUCAAACCAUGCUGUGCACGUGACAUAUCUAUUGUUAUGCUACUACAGAGGGUAACCAUGGGAACGGGUGACGGCAGUGCUACCCAAUCCCGGCCCGUACGCACCGGGGGGUCGCCCCGAAUGAUGCAGAGCUGCGGCAUCAAACCUCUGGCUAGUGUUUUGGAUGCAAUCAAACCAUGCUGCACAUGUGGCAUUAUGCUACUUAAAGAGGGACAAACGAGAAUCACAACAGUUUAUUUAUCACGAUACUUAUAAUUAUCUCUUUCAUGGCUGCAUGAGAAGACCGUUAGCUAGAGCUAUGAAUCUCAGCCAAUCAGAAGACAAUCAUGCUCACAUACUUCAACGUUCAUCCACAUGCAGCUGCGGAGCGAAGUGACGGCAUUGCCCCGAAGGAACUCAUGUGCUUCCUCCGCCCAGGAGACUAUACCCAUCGUGUUGGAAGUCGAUCUUCACGGCACGGGAAUGGAAUCCAACUUUUGACAUUUACAUGUACCACCCAGUCUAUAAGUCAGGUUGUGUGUGUGUGUGUAAGGAUGUCAAGGAGUAUUUUGUGCUCAGAUAGAAGCUGUUCUGCCGUCUUGCUCUGAUCAUUGUCUUCAAUACUCAUUAUCAUGAUCCAUUUUGUUCCUUACUGUGUUUCACACUGCGCAGUAGAACACAGCAAGAGCAAGAGAUCUAUCUGUUCCGAAAGAGCACGACUGAAAGGA
Messenger RNA from Sycon ciliatum, 2949 nucleotides. RefSeq lists its product as uncharacterized. The transcript is spliced from 7 exons. The record is from RefSeq and is a predicted model, not a curated record. Bases 604 to 2109 code for a protein of 501 amino acids. Lineage: Eukaryota; Metazoa; Porifera; Calcarea; Leucosolenida; Sycettidae.